Messenger RNA from Durio zibethinus, 3597 nucleotides. Its product is annotated as receptor protein kinase TMK1-like. The record is from RefSeq and is a predicted model, not a curated record. Lineage: Eukaryota; Viridiplantae; Streptophyta; Magnoliopsida; Malvales; Malvaceae. Gene Ontology annotation, biological process: protein phosphorylation. Gene Ontology annotation, molecular function: protein kinase activity; protein binding; ATP binding.
UCCUCUGUCCCGGCCGUUUCACUCUCUCUCUCUCAAUCACCUGUUGGUCUUUCUCUCUUAACUCUUCUUUUUAAGCUUGGUUGAUCAUAUCAUCAAUGCCCCCAUAAACCCUAGAACAAAACCAUUUAGCCAAAAGUAACUUAAAGUUUCAGGUUCCCUCACUUUUUCUCUCAUUGUUCUCCCCAAAAGAAAACAAAAAACAACAAUGAAGAAAUCCCAUGUUUUGGGUUGUCUUCUUUUUGGGUUUCUUUCAGUCCUUUUUUUCUUCACUUUACCGGUCUCUUCUCAAUCCAGUCCUGACUCUUCAGUCAUGGAAAAGCUAAAAACAAGCCUCAAGAUCCCAUCUUCCCUUAACUGGUCUGACCAUGACCCUUGCCUAUGGGCCAAUGUUGCCUGUGAAAACAGCCGUAUCACCAGGAUCCAAAUUCCCAGCAAAAACGUUGGUGGAACCCUUCCUCCUGAUCUCAAGAACCUGUCUCAUCUUACCACCUUUGAAGUCAUGAACAACAAAAUCAGUGGUCCAAUCCCAAGCCUUGCUGGGUUAAGCCAGUUGGAAGAAGCUAACUUUCACGACAACAAUUUCUCAUCUUUUCCUUCAGAUUUCUUCAUUGGCUUAACUUCAUUGAAUUCUGUUUAUCUUGACGACAACCCUUUCGAACCGUGGGAGAUUCCAGAGAGCGUAAAGGAGGCAACUUCUUUGAAAACUUUCUCUGCUAACAAGGCUAAUCUUAAAGGGAGAUUUCCAGAUUUGUUUGACCCUACUACUUUUCCAACAUUGAUAGAACUGCAUUUGGCUAUGAACAAUCUUGAAGGAGAAUUGCCUGCCGAGUAUGCGGGUUCUAUGAUUCAGUCUUUGUGGCUUAAUGGGCAGGGUUUGAAUGGGACAAUUGAAGUGAUACAGAACAUGUCUUCUUUGACAGAGGUAUGGUUGCACGAUAACCAGUUUUCUGGUCCUUUACCUGAUUUUUCAGUGUUAACUCAGUUGAGGAAUUUGAGUUUGAGAGAUAAUCACUUCACUGGUGUUGUUCCUUUGUCUUUGCUUAAUUUAAAGUCACUUUAUAUUGUGAAUUUGACUAAUAAUGAACUUCAAGGGCCAACCCCUAAAUUUGCUGACAAUGUAAUUGUGGAUAUGAAGGCUGGUAGUAAUAGAUUUUGCUUGGAUGAUCCUGGUGCUGCUUGCGAUGAGCGUGUCAAUAACUUGUUAUCUAUCAUGGAAGCUGUUGCUUAUCCAGUGAAUUUUGCUGAUAAUUGGAAAGGGAAUGAUCCGUGUAAUAAUUGGCUAGGUAUUUCAUGUGCUCAAGGAAACAUUGUGUCCAUUCUUUUUGCGAAAAAGGGGCUUAGUGGUACAAUUUCUAGUAAUUUUGCUAAGCUUACUUCGUUGACAACUUUGGAUCUUUCGGGUAAUAAUCUUACUGGCACAAUACCAACAUUGCUCACUACAUUGCCAAAGCUCAAUCGAUUAGAUGUUUCGAACAAUAGGCUCUAUGGAAAAAUACCAUCUUUUAGGCAAAAUGUUGCUAUAAAAACUGAUGGUAACCCUGAUAUUGGAACAGAAAGGUCUCCUCCACCGGAAGGCAGGUCACCUGGUGGAUCUCCUGGUGAUGGGCGUGCUGGUAGUUCUUCUGGGAAUGGUCAAAAGAAAUCCAAUACAGGAACGGUUUUGGGUUCUGUAAUUGGUGUGGUUGGUGGCUUGGGUCUUCUUGUUUUGGGUAUCUGUUUGUAUGCUAGAAAAGGAAAGCGUACCAAUAGGGUACAGAGUCCAACUACGGUAGUCAUACAUCCUCAUCAUUCUGGUGACCAAAAUGGAGUUAAGAUCACUGUCGCUGGACCGAGUGUCACGGGUGGAAGUGAAACUUUCAGCCACACGAGCAGUGGACCUAGUGAUGUUCACAUGGUUGAAGCUGGUAACAUGGUAAUCUCAAUUCAAGUUUUGAGGAAUGUGACAAAUAAUUUCAGUGAGGAAAAUGUAUUAGGAAAAGGUGGUUUUGGUACAGUUUACAAAGGUGAAUUGCAUGAUGGUACAAAGAUUGCAGUGAAAAGGAUGGAGUCUGGUGUUGUAAGUGAGAAGGGUUUAGCCGAGUUUAAGUCAGAGAUUGCAGUUCUUACUAAGGUUCGUCACCGCCAUUUAGUCACACUUCUUGGAUAUUGCUUGGAUGGAAAUGAGAGGCUUCUUGUUUAUGAAUACAUGCCUCAAGGGACUCUUAGUAGGCACCUAUUCAACUGGAAGGAUGAAGGGUUGAAACCACUUGAAUGGACUAGACGACUUACAAUUGCCCUGGAUGUGGCUCGAGGUGUUGAGUAUCUACAUGGUCUGGCACAACAGAGUUUCAUUCAUCGUGAUCUUAAGCCAUCUAAUAUUCUUCUGGGAGAUGAUAUGCGUGCCAAAGUUGCAGAUUUUGGCUUGGUUCGUCUAGCUCCUAUUGACGGUAAACAGUCAAUUGAAACAAGACUUGCAGGAACGUUUGGGUAUUUGGCACCAGAGUAUGCUGUUACUGGACGAGUGACCACAAAGGUGGAUGUAUUUAGCUUUGGUGUGAUCCUCAUGGAAUUGAUCUCAGGCCGAAAGGCACUUGAUGAAACUCAGCCUGAGGAGAGUUUGCACCUUGUGACAUGGUUCCGUAGGAUGUACGUAAACAAGGACACAUUCCGAAAGGCUAUCGACAAAACCAUUCAGCUUGAUGAAGAAACACUUGCCAGUAUUAGCAGAGUUUCUGAGUUGGCUGGCCACUGCUGUGCAAGGGAGCCCUAUCAGAGGCCAGAUAUGAGUCAUGUGGUGAAUGUGCUGUCAUCACUAGCAGAGCUCUGGAAACCGGCAGAACCAGAUUCUGAUGACAUAUUUGGCAUUGACCUUGAAUUGACUUUACCACAAGCAUUGAAAAAGUGGCAAGCAUUUGAAGAAAAUAGCAAUUUGGAUGACUCUUCAUCAUUUCUGGCCAGUACAGACACUACACAGACCAGUAUUCCAUGCCGGCCAUCUGGGUUUGCGGAUUCAUUUGCAGAUGCUCGAUGAAAGAGAUAAACAACAAGGCAAGUUCUAGAGUCAAUCGAUGGUUCUAAGACUUCCUUCUACUUGUUCAUUCCUCGUUGUAAGGUUUGCUUUCAUCUGCUAUAUUUUGUUGGAGAUGAUUUCUUUCUCCCCUUUAUUACUGUAGUUUGAACAGUUUAAAAUUUUAUGAUGUAGAAGUUUCAAAAUGCGAUCACGAAGUGGCAGAUCUUGGAUGCCUUCUUAUUUUGGGAUACAUUGGUGCCAUGUUGAUACUGAUUAGGACAAUGAUUAAAUUAUGGUUGGUUAGGACACUGCUUCAUUAACCUUUUCAUGUGAUAUCUAUACAAUUCAGAUUAAAUUAUCUGAAUUUGAAUAAUUCAAUUGGUAGCUGUCCUUGUCAUUUUUAUAACAUUAUGUUUUUUCCCACAUGCUGCAAUGAAGUAAAACUCAAGCAUUUUCUUGCAUGGUUAUCUCUGCAACGAAGGGGAGGGAGUUUGAAAGUACUUGUUUGGUUUAUUACAUUGGAUUCAUUUACUUUAGCCACAUGCCAAAAGGAAAGUGGCUUUAUGAUCAACUUUUUAUAUGAAGCCCCGCUCUCUUUAUUAAGCCAU